Messenger RNA from Zingiber officinale, 890 nucleotides. RefSeq lists its product as uncharacterized. The coding region runs from base 57 to 632 and encodes 191 amino acids. Lineage: Eukaryota; Viridiplantae; Streptophyta; Magnoliopsida; Zingiberales; Zingiberaceae. The record is from RefSeq and is a predicted model, not a curated record. The transcript is spliced from 2 exons.
AAUAUAUCUUUAGACUUGUCUCGGCAAAUUCUGGGGCAUCGCUCGUUGCCAGCGAGAUGGAGCACAUGGACGCCGACCACCCCGGCGAACGAUGCGACGCCGCGCAGGGGAACGCCCCGGGAGCGGUCUCUCCGCCGCUGGGCACCGUAGCAGCCUCCGGCGGAGUCGGCGGUGCGGGCGUCCAGGAGAACGCGUGGAGUUUCCUCGCUUUGGCCCGCCAGCUCGUCGAUCGGGGCGAGCCUUCCCUCGCUCUACAAGCGGUACUUGCAGCAAUCAGAUCGGGUGGCGGAGAACAAGCAGUGUUUGAAAUUCUGCAUCGGGCACGUGAGCUAUACCGCAAUCGAUUGCAAACGGAUGCUGCAGCAGACGAGUUGGCCUCAUUGUUCGCAGAAUGUGCUAUUGCAGAAGCACAAGGACCAGUGAGGUCGUCCAACAAUCCCCCAUUGGCGCCUCUUCAUGUUGGCCCUUCGAUUCCGCUAGAUUCUGAAGGGAGAUCUUUCCUCGCUAUGUCCGGGAGGCAGCAGGUUAUGCUGGAUGCAUUCGCAGACGGGAGCAGUUUUGUGUGUCUCAAGUGUGGCGGUCUGGUUAGCACUAAUCGCAAAGACGAACAUUUUGCGUACUGGUGUAGCUAGAUUCGCUCGGUGUCGUUGCACACGUGUACUUAUAUUGAGAAGUAUGAUAUUGAUCAUUAUCGCGGAGAAGAGUGUGAUCCUCAUCUAAAUGCAGUUCUUUAGUACAAGAGAGGUUCUCAGAUGGAUUGGAUCGAAACAUGUGAUUGUCUGCGUGAAUCUUUCUCAUGGAUUGGAUCUGAAAGAUGUAUUCGAAUUCAUGACUAUGUAAUAUUGCGUUUAUGUAUAAGGAAUCAAAUAAUUAUUGUUGAGAGGUAUAAA